This is a messenger RNA of Pteropus alecto (black flying fox), 2066 nucleotides long. RefSeq names its product CLPTM1 like (gene CLPTM1L). Lineage: Eukaryota; Metazoa; Chordata; Mammalia; Chiroptera; Pteropodidae. The record is from RefSeq and is a predicted model, not a curated record. Gene Ontology annotation, cellular component: membrane; endomembrane system. Bases 44 to 1660 code for a protein of 538 amino acids. The transcript is spliced from 17 exons.
GAGCGGCGGGGGGCGCCGCGCCCGGCCGGGGGGCGGCGGCGCCAUGUGGAGCGGCCGCAGCUCCUUCACCAGCCUGGUGGUGGGCGUGUUUGUGGUGUACGUGGUGCACACCUGCUGGGUUAUGUACGGCAUCGUCUACACUCGCCCGUGCGCCGGCGGCGGUAACUGCAUCCAGCCCUACCUGGCGCGGAGGCCCAAGUUGCAGCUGAGUGUGUACACCACCACACGGUCCAGCCUUGGUGCUGAGAACAACGUGGAUCUCGUCUUGAACGUGGAAGACUUUGAUGUGGAGUCCAAGUUCGAAAGGACAGUUAAUGUUUCUGUACCAAAGAAAACAAGAAAUAACGGGACGUUGUAUGCCUACAUCUUCCUCCAUCACGCUGGCGUUCUGCCGUGGCACGACGGGAAGCAGGUGCACCUGGUGAGCCCUCUGACCACUUACAUGGUCCCCAAGCCGGAGGAGGUCAAUCUGCUCACCGGGGAGUCUGCUGCACAGGUGAGCAUCAGCACCAGGUUACCAGCCCAUGCCCUGGACGAGCCCGUUUCCCACUGGAGACCAAGACUGACGCUGAACGUGAUGGUGGAUGACUUCGUCUUUGAUGGGUCCUCGCUGCCUGCUGACGUGCAUCGGUACAUGAAGAUGAUCCAGCUGGGGAAGACCGUGCACUACCUCCCCAUCCUCUUCAUCGACCAGCUCAGCAACCGCGUCAAGGACCUCAUGGCCAUCAACCGCUCUACUGCCGAGCUGCCCCUCACCGUGUCCUACGACAAGAUCUCGCUGGGGAGGCUGCGCUUCUGGAUCCACAUGCAGGACGCCGUGCACGCCCUGCAGCAGUUCGGGUUUUCAGAGAAAGACGCCGAUGAAGUGAGAGGGAUUUUCGUCGAUACCAACUUGUAUUUCUUAGCGUUGACUUUCUUCGUCGCGGCGUUUCACCUGCUUUUCGAUUUCCUGGCCUUCAAGAACGACAUCAGUUUCUGGAAGAAGAAGAAGAGCAUGAUUGGAAUGUCCACCAAAGCAGUGCUCUGGCGCUGCUUCAGCACGGUGGUCAUUUUCCUGUUCCUGCUGGACGAGCAGACGAGCCUUCUGGUGCUGGUCCCGGCAGGCGUGGGGGCCGCCAUUGAGCUGUGGAAAGUGAAAAAGGCUCUCAAGAUGAGUGUCGUCUGGAGAGGCCUGAGGCCCGAGUGUCAGUUCGGCACCUGCAGCGAGUCGGAGAGGAAGACGGAGGAGUACGACACUCAGGCCAUGAAAUACUUGUCCUACCUGCUCUACCCGCUGUGCGUUGGGGGCGCUGUCUACUCGCUGCUGAAUGUGAAGUACAAGAGUUGGUACUCCUGGCUGAUCAACAGCUUUGUCAACGGGGUGUACGCCUUCGGCUUCCUCUUCAUGCUGCCCCAGCUGUUCGUCAACUACAAGAUGAAGUCGGUGGCACACCUGCCCUGGAAGGCCUUCACCUACAAGGCCUUCAACACCUUCAUCGAUGACGUCUUCGCCUUCAUCAUCACCAUGCCCACCUCCCACCGCCUGGCGUGCUUCAGGGACGACGUGGUGUUCUUGGUCUACCUGUACCAGCGGUGGCUCUACCCCGUGGACAGGAGCCGGGUGAACGAGUACGGGGAGUCCUACGAGGAGCGGCCCCAGCAGAAGCCCCGUGCAGACUGAGCCCGCUGGGUGCCCGGAGUCAGCUGGCCAAGUACUUGGGACACUUUUGGGAGCUCCCCGGGCACCCCGCCUCCGCAUUGCCAAAACCUCUGAGCGUGCCGCGUGUGCCCCCAAGCCCCUCCGUGGUGUGGGGAGGGUGGGCAGCACCACGCCGCCCCAGCCUGUGGACGUCACCUUGGCGCUGAGGUCCCCUGUGGUGCGUGUCACCGCAGUGCCCCCACUGCAGAGGGGAGGUGUGGCUUCCACCUCAGCGUGCACAUCAGAUGCCUCUGCUCCGUGCUGUGUGGACUCUGGGAUCAAAUGGCUUUUUUUGUUUGUUUAAAUACUUGACUAUUUUAAAGCUUAAUGGAUGUACGUUUGUAUUUUAAAAUAAACUUCUCUGGCUGUAACAUUUUCUUGGCCCGGA